Molecule: messenger RNA, 1065 nt
Organism: Drepanopeziza brunnea f. sp. 'multigermtubi' MB_m1
Lineage: Eukaryota; Fungi; Ascomycota; Leotiomycetes; Helotiales; Drepanopezizaceae
Source: RefSeq, a predicted model, not a curated record
AUGCGCCCUGAGGGGUUCCGGAUGGUAUCACGCCCGAUGAAACCGGUCCAGGAAGCUUUCAAGAUGUUGCCGGUACCAAUACCAUCGCCCAAAAAGAAUGCUGUUUACGGUACCAGCAAGCCCUACUAUGCUAUUCCCCCUCGCAGUUGUCUACAGAGCUCGGCUUCGUCAAUAUCCUUUUACCAACAGUAUUUUGAUCUGCGAAGCUGGAAUACCUCUCAAGAAAGUGCCUUGUCCAAGGUAUCGAGGCAUGACAAGACUAACCCAUAUAACUCCACCUUAAAGAUGUUGGAAGCACGUCUCGAGCAAGCUGAUCUCCUGAAGAAGAUCGUCGAUGCGAUCAAGGAUCUUGUCCAGGACUGCAACUUCGACUGCAAUGAUUCCGGUGUCGCGCUCCAAGCCAUGGACAACUCCCACGUCGCGCUCGUCUCUAUGAUGCUCAAAGCCGAGAGUUUCUCCCCAUACCGAUGCGAUCGCAACGUCGCCCUUGGUCUCAACCUCACAUCCCUCACCAAAGUCCUCCGCGCCGCGCAAAAUGAAGAUAUUCUCACCAUCAAGGCAGAAGACGCGCCCGACGUGCUCAACUUGGUGUUCGAGAGCAGCGAGAGUGAUAGAUUGAGCGAAUAUGACUUGAAGCUCAUGGAUAUUGAUCAGGAGCACUUGGGUAUCCCGGAUACGGAGUAUGCCGCCACCAUUAGCAUGCCUUCCUCUGAAUUUAGCAGAAUCUGCAGAGAUCUUAUGGCCCUGUCCGAGUCCGUUGCUAUCGAGGCCUCCAAGGAUGGUGUUAAGUUCUCCUGCUCUGGAGAUAUCGGCAAUGGCGCAGUGACCCUCCGAAGCCACACAAAUAUCGACAAGCCUGAUAUGAACGUCGAAAUCGAGCUCACUGAGCCUGUCUCCCUUACCUUCUCCCUCAAAUACCUGGUCAACUUCUGCAAGGCUGCUGGCCUCUCGAAGUCUGUUAAGCUCUGUCUCUCCAACGAAGUCCCUCUGCUAGUUGAGUACGGCCUCGCUGGAAGCAGUUACCUGCGAUUUUACUUGGCCCCUAAGAUCGGCGACGAAGAAUAG